This is a messenger RNA of Dioscorea cayenensis subsp. rotundata (Guinea yam), 4646 nucleotides long. Its product is annotated as ABC transporter G family member 35-like. Bases 123 to 4496 code for a protein of 1457 amino acids. The record is from RefSeq and is a predicted model, not a curated record. The transcript has 24 exons. Lineage: Eukaryota; Viridiplantae; Streptophyta; Magnoliopsida; Dioscoreales; Dioscoreaceae. Gene Ontology annotation, molecular function: ATP binding; ATP hydrolysis activity; ABC-type transporter activity. Gene Ontology annotation, cellular component: membrane.
UCAUACAAGACAACUUUUUCUCUCAAGACAUACAUAACUAAGCAGAGAAGUAAGAAAGAGCCAUAUUGUUAGAAUUCCUAAUUGUUUUUGAACUAGCUAGCUAGCUUCACAUAUAUAUUUCCAUGGAUGGUAGUACUGGGGAUGUGUACAGAGUGGGAAGCUUGAGGAGGAAUAGCUCCAUCUGGAGAAGUGGAGAAGAUGUGUUCUCAAGGUCAUCAAGAGAUGAGGAUGAUGAAGAGGCUCUCAAAUGGGCUGCUCUUGAGAAGCUGCCAACUUAUGACAGGAUACGAAAGGGUUUACUGACAAUAGAAGAAGGGAAACACAAGGAAGUGGAUGUUUUGAGCCUCGGUGUUCAAGAGAGAAAACAGUUGCUUGAGAGAUUGAUUAAAGUUGCAGAGGAGGACAAUGAGAAGUUCUUGUUGAAGUUGAAGGAUCGGAUUGAUCGCGUUGGGAUUGAGCUUCCAACCAUUGAAGUUCGUUAUGAGCACCUUAACAUUGAAGCAGAAGCAUACGUGGGAAACAGAGGAUUGCCAACGGUUCUUAACUCAGCCAUUAAUGUCUUGGAGGUGAUUGCCAACAAGUUGCACAUACUACCGAGCAGGAAGAGACCAUUGUCCAUUCUUCAUGAUGUUAGUGGAAUCAUCAAGCCACGCAGAAUGACUCUGCUUUUAGGCCCUCCAGGCUCAGGGAAGACAACUUUGUUGUUGGCUUUGGCUGGGAAACUGAGUUCAGAUCUGAAGGUUACCGGUAGUGUGGCAUACAAUGGUCACAGCAUGAAAGAGUUUGUUCCUGGGAGAACAGCUGCUUAUAUUGGUCAAUAUGAUCUGCAUAUUGGUGAGAUGACAGUGCGUGAAACUCUGGCCUUCUCUGCAAGAUGUCAGGGAGUUGGUACUCGACAUGAUAUGUUGUCUGAAUUAGUAAGAAGAGAGAAGCAAGCAAAUAUCAAACCUGAUUCAGAUCUUGAUGUCUUCAUGAAGGCAAUAGGAACUGAAGGACAAGAGACUAGUGUGGUCACAGAUUAUAUACUGAAGAUUUUAGGAUUGGAAGUCUGCGCCGAUACUAUGGUAGGAGAUGACAUGCUGAGAGGCAUCUCUGGAGGACAAAGGAAGCGUGUCACUACAGGUGUACUCUUCAUCUCCAACUCAAAUACUGCAGGUGAGAUGCUUGUCGGUCCAGCCAAAGUGUUGUUGAUGGAUGAGAUAUCCACUGGUCUAGAUAGCUCCACAACCUUCCAAAUUGUUGAUUCACUCAGGCAUUCCAUUCACAUUCUUGGUGGUACAGCAGUAAUCUCAUUGCUGCAACCUGCACCAGAGACGUAUGACCUCUUUGACGAUAUAAUUCUCCUCUCUGAUGGGCAAGUUGUGUAUCAAGGCCCCCGUGAACAUGUGCUUGAGUUCUUCGAGUCCAUGGGUUUCAGAUGCCCUGAGAGGAAAGGUGUUGCUGACUUCUUGCAAGAAGUGACAUCAAGAAAAGAUCAGCAGCAGUAUUGGGCACGUCAUGAGGAACCUUAUAGGUAUGUGCCUGUGAGAGAAUUUGCAGAGGCAUUCCACUCAUUUCAUAUUGGCACGAGCAUGGGACAUGAGCUCUUUGUCCCUUACGAUAAGACCAAGAGCCACCCUGCUGCCCUGGCAACUUCAAAAUUUGGUGUUGGCAAGAUGGAACUACUGAAAGCUUGCAUUUGGAGGGAACAAUUGCUGAUGAAGAGGAACUCAUUUGUCUACAUCUUCAAGGCAGUUCAGCUUUGUGUUAUGGCGUUCAUCACAAUGACACUCUUCUUCCGUACAAAUAUGCACCAUGAUACAGUAACUGAUGGAGGAAUUUACAUGGGUGCACUCUUCUUCGGGAUCCUCUCAAUCAUGUUCAAUGGAUUCUCAGAACUUGCCAUGACCAUAAUGAAGCUUCCUGUUUUCUUCAAACAAAGAGAUCUUCUCUUUUUCCCUGCAUGGGCUUAUGCAUUGCCAUCGUGGAUUCUGAAGAUACCCAUCACAUUUAUGGAAGUUGGAGUCUGGGUGUUCACAACAUACUAUGUCAUAGGAUUUGAUCCCAAUGUUGGAAGGCUAUUCAAGCAAUAUCUGCUCCUCCUUUGCGUCCAGCAAAUGGCAUCUGCUUUAUUUCGGUUCAUUGCAGCGCUAGGUAGGAACAUGAUUGUUGCCAAUACUUUUGGAUCUUUUGCACUCCUUGUGCUAAUGGUGCUGGGUGGAUUCAUCAUUUCAAGAGAGGACAUAAAGAAAUGGUGGAUAUGGGGUUACUGGAUUUCACCCUUGAUGUACUCACAAAAUGCAAUUACCACAAAUGAAUUUCUAGGGAAAAAGUGGAGACAUAUUUCUCCUGGAUCAACGGAGCCGCUAGGAAUAAGUGUCUUGGAGUCUCGUGGAGUAUUUCCUGAGGCGAAAUGGUACUGGAUUGGUCUGGCUGCACUGAUCGGAUAUGUCUUCUUGUUCAACAUUCUUUUCACUGGGGCGCUCACCUAUCUCCAGCCAUUUGGAAAAUCUCAGCCAGCAAUGUCUGAAGAAACCCUGAGAGAAAAAGAGGCAAAUUUAACAGGGGCGCAAAUUGAACUAUCAUCCCGAGGAAGGAGCACAUCCAAGAGUAGCAUAGCUCAGGAAAGAAAUAGCACAGCAGGCUCUAGACAUGUUGUGGCUGAUUCUAACCAGAGCCAAAAAGGGAUGGUCCUUCCCUUUACACCUCUUUCUAUCACCUUUGAUGAAAUACGAUACUCUGUUGACAUGCCACAGGAAAUGAAAGCGCAAGGUAUUGUGGAAGACCGGCUAGAACUUCUUAAGGGAGUGAGUGGAUCUUUUAGGCCAGGAGUGCUUACUGCUCUCAUGGGUGUUAGUGGAGCUGGUAAGACUACACUCAUGGAUGUACUUGCUGGAAGGAAAACAGGUGGAUAUAUCGAAGGAAACAUAACCAUAUCUGGCUAUCCAAAAAAGCAAGAAACUUUUGCCCGUGUAUCAGGAUAUUGUGAACAAAAUGAUAUCCACUCUCCUCAUGUCACAGUUUAUGAGAGUCUGGUAUACUCUGCAUGGCUUCGACUACCUCCAGAAGUUGAUUCUGCAACAAGAACGAUGUUCAUUGAUGAGGUGAUGGACCUUGUGGAGCUGACACCUUUGAGAGACGCACUAGUUGGGUUGCCUGGUGUGAAUGGUCUAUCAACAGAGCAGCGCAAGAGGCUAACAAUUGCUGUUGAGCUUGUUGCUAAUCCUUCUAUAAUAUUCAUGGAUGAGCCUACAUCUGGACUUGACGCUAGGGCAGCAGCAAUUGUUAUGAGAACUGUAAGGAACACAGUGGAUACCGGGAGGACUGUGGUGUGCACCAUCCACCAGCCAAGCAUAGACAUAUUUGAAGCAUUUGAUGAGCUCUUCCUAAUGAAGCGAGGAGGGGAAGAGAUAUAUGUUGGACCACUGGGGCACCAUUCCCGUGAUUUAAUCAACUAUUUUGAGAGUGUUGAAGGAGUUAGAAAGAUAAAAGAUGGGUAUAAUCCAGCGACAUGGAUGUUGGAAGUGACCACAUUGGCACAAGAACAACUAUUGGGCAUCAAUUUCUCUGAGAUAUACAAGGACUCUGAACUUUUUAGGAGGAAUAAAGCAUUGAUUGCAGAGUUAAGCACACCACCUCCCGGUUCAAGCGAUCUUCACUUCCCAUCUCAGUAUUCACAGAAUUUCUUCACACAAUGCAUGGCUUGCCUAUGGAAACAACAUUUGUCGUACUGGAGAAAUCCUCCCUACACUGCUGUUAGAUUUUUCUUCACAACAAUCAUAGCCCUCUUGUUUGGAACAAUAUUUUGGGAUCUAGGCACAAAAAAGGAAAAACGGCAGGAUUUAUUCAAUGCUAUGGGUUCUAUGUAUGCUGCUGUCCUAUUCAUUGGUGUGCAGAAUUCUUCAUCCGUCCAACCAGUUGUUUCCAUUGAAAGAACAGUUUUCUACCGGGAGAGAGCAGCAGGGAUGUACUCAGCUCUUCCCUAUGCAUUUGGACAGGUUGCAAUUGAACUCCCAUAUAUCUUAGUCCAGUCUUUGAUAUACGGUGUCUUAGUAUAUGCGAUGAUUGGAUUUGAAUGGACAGUCGCCAAAUUCUUUUGGUACAUGUUCUUCAUGUAUUUCACAUUGCUAUACUUCACAUUUUAUGGGAUGAUGGCGGUAGGGUUGACUCCAAACUACAACAUCUCUUCCAUUGUGUCAUCUGCAUUUUAUGCAAUAUGGAAUGUUUUCUCAGGAUUUAUCAUUCCACGGCCAAAAAUUCCUAUUUGGUGGAGAUGGUACUAUUGGAUAUGCCCCGUUUCAUGGACUUUGUACGGAUUGGUUGCUUCACAGUUUGGUGAUAUUGAUGAUCAUAAACUCAGUGACACUGGAGAGGUCGUGUCAGAAUUUCUUAGGAGCUACUUCGGAUUCAAACACAGUUUUCUUGGAGUAGUUGCAGUGGUGGUUGUUGCAUUUGCAGUACUUUUUGCUGUCUUGUUUGCCUUCUCUAUUAAAAUGUUGAACUUCCAAAGAAGAUGAAGUUCCGGAAGUAUUGGUAUAGUUUUGUUAAAAAAAAAAUUACAAUCUAAUAAAUAAUGUAAUGGUCAGGCCUGAACAGGCCACCAAUUGUUCCUUCCAAAAACUGAACCCUAUGCUCAACUUGUCAACUUAGUUUUUUUAUUUUUGUCA